Dermacentor andersoni is the source of this 1394-nucleotide messenger RNA. RefSeq lists its product as uncharacterized. The record is from RefSeq and is a predicted model, not a curated record. Lineage: Eukaryota; Metazoa; Arthropoda; Arachnida; Ixodida; Ixodidae.
AUGAGUAAUAUUGACAGCGCCAUCAAGUUCCGGCUCACCGUCAUCCUGGCCCUGGCCUCCAGCUCGCUUGCUGGAUUCCUGCACAGUGGCUACAAUCUCGGCCACGGUGUUGGCCUAACCAGCUACGGUCUCAGCCACGGAAUUGGCUACUCCGGCCUGACCGGCUUCGGUGUCGGCCACGGCGUUAACUAUGGACCAGCCUCCGGCUACGCUGUAGCAGCCCCAGCUCUUUCUGGUGCCGUAUCCACCUACCACGCUGCUCCAGCUGUGACCACUUUUCAUGCUGCCCCAGCUGUCACGGCUGUCCAAGCUGCGCCAGCUGUCGCUACCUACGUCGCAGCUCCAGUCGCAACAGUUGCCGCUGCCCCAGCUGUGUCCCGCGUGACCACAUACCAGUCUGCCCCAGUUGUCGCCGCCGCCCCAGCUGUCGCAACCGUGGCCGCUGCUCCAGCCGUGUCGCGCUUCACCACCUACCAGUCCGCCCCACUCGUUGCCGCUGCUCCAGCUGUCUCCCGCGUGACCUACCAGGCCUCCCCAGCUGCGACUAGGGUUUACCAGAAUGGCCCAGUUGCUGGCGCCCCAGCUGUCUCCCGGGUCACCUACCAGGCCGCACCAGCUGUGGCAAAGUCAUACCAGAGCGCCCCAGUCGUCGCAGCUGCCCCCGCUGUGUCCCGCGUCACCUACCAGUCUGCUCCAACCGUGACCAAGGUCUUCCAGUCUUCCCCAGUCGUUGCUGCCCCCGCUUCCUCCCGUCUCGCCUACCAGGCUAUUCCAGCUGUGAACAAGGUCUACCAGAGCGCUCCAAUUGUCGCCGCCGCCCCAGCUGUUGCCACCGUCGCCACUGCACCAGCCGUGUCCCGCGUCACUACCUUCCAGUCUGCUCCAGCUGUCGCCACAUACGCCGCCCCAGCUGUCACCAAAGUGUUCCAGUCUACCCCAGUUGUGGCUGCAGCCCCUGCUGUGGCAACCGUCGCCCACGCUGCCCCAGUUGCAACCUACGCCGCUGCCCCAGCUUUCGCUACCGUUCAUUCCGCUCCAGCUGUUGCUACUACCACCGUUCACCACGCCCCAGCUGUCGCCACUGUCGCCCACGCUGUCCCAGCCUUCGCUGCCUACCACGCAGCCCCAGUCUACGGCUACGGUGUUGGAAACCUAGGCUACGGUGCUGGUCACUAUGGUCUCGGACACGGCAUCGGUGUGUACGGCCUGAACUACGGCUACGGCCUUGGCACUCCCUUCGACUACAACACCCUUAUCCGCAGGAAGAAGUAAAUAAUUCUACGCUUCAGAGGACAUGGCGCGCCGAAACGAAAAUGAAGAAUAUGCUAUGCUUGGGCUCAGCUGUGCAUAUUGAUAAAUGUAUUGUUCAAAUAAAUGUUUCAAGUGUACAAAAA